AGGAGGAGGAGGAGGAGUUUGUGGUGGCGGUGGAGGAGGAGGAGGAGGCGGAGGAGCAGCGUUUACCCGUGAGUUCACGAAGCCGUGCGCGCUGGAUACGUAGCGGACUCUUGUGGAGGACCUUCGUGCGUGGAGCUACGAUCGAGCAGCACAGCUGAUCCAAGGACUCGGGUACGAAGGGCUCUUACACUUGCCAAUAAUAAUCGACAAAUAUGUCGUCCCCCAGCGCUGGAAAACGUCGUAUGGACACGGACGUUAUCAAACUAAUAGAAAGCAAACACGAGGUGACGAUCCUCGGAGGACUCAAUGAAUUUUCCGUCAAAUUCUACGGACCACGAGGGACACCUUACGAGGGUGGAAUAUGGAAGGUGAGGGUUCUCUUGCCCGAGCAUUAUCCCUUCAAAUCUCCUUCGAUCGGUUUUAUAAACAAGGUCUACCACCCUAACAUUGACGAAGUUUCAGGCACCGUGUGCCUGGAUGUUAUAAACCAGGCUUGGACUGCCCUUUAUGACUUGUCAAAUAUUUUCGAAUCCUUCCUACCCCAAUUAUUAACAUAUCCCAAUCCCAUCGACCCUCUAAACGGCGAUGCAGCUGCUAUGUAUCUCCAUAAACCAGAGGAGUACAAGAAAAAGGUAGCCGAUUACGUUAGGAAAUAUGCAACGGAGGAGGCAUUGAGGGACCAGGAAAACGGUGGGACCGGGAACGGGAUGUCGUCCGAUAGCGAAUCAUCGAUGAGCGACUUUAGCGAAGACGAGGCGCAGGACAUGGAGUUGUAACCAAAUAUUUUAUCAUCAUCCAUACCCAUAUCCUUAAUCUCGAUUCCUUGUAAACUCCUAUCGUUUGCCCUACCAAAUAGAAUGCUUAUAUUCCAAAAAAAAAAAGGAACGAAAAAAAAA
Messenger RNA from Polistes canadensis, 896 nucleotides. RefSeq names its product ubiquitin-conjugating enzyme E2 H (gene UbcE2H). Bases 213 to 776 code for a protein of 187 amino acids. Gene Ontology annotation, cellular component: nucleus. NCBI's taxonomy places the organism in Eukaryota, Metazoa, Arthropoda, Insecta, Hymenoptera, Vespidae. The record is from RefSeq and is a predicted model, not a curated record. The transcript is spliced from 5 exons. Gene Ontology annotation, molecular function: ubiquitin conjugating enzyme activity. Gene Ontology annotation, biological process: ubiquitin-dependent protein catabolic process; protein polyubiquitination.